Messenger RNA from Juglans regia (Persian walnut), 480 nucleotides. RefSeq names its product outer envelope pore protein 24, chloroplastic-like. The coding region runs from base 1 to 480 and encodes 159 amino acids. Gene Ontology annotation, molecular function: voltage-gated monoatomic cation channel activity. The record is from RefSeq and is a predicted model, not a curated record. NCBI's taxonomy places the organism in Eukaryota, Viridiplantae, Streptophyta, Magnoliopsida, Fagales, Juglandaceae. The transcript is spliced from 3 exons. Gene Ontology annotation, biological process: regulation of monoatomic ion transmembrane transport.
AUGAAGGUGUCGAUGAAAGGAAGAUACGAAACAAACAAAAGCAACGGCCCGGCCGUCGCCCUUGCAACGCUCGGUUUUAACGCCGGCGAUGUCAAGCUCCGAGCUUGCUUUCAUUCCUACAAGAGGACUGCUUUGGACGGAACCCUGGUGCUGGAUUCUGCUAACAAGGUGUCAGCUAAUCACGCGCUUGGCUCGAGAAAUUGCAAGUUGAAGUACACUUAUGUUCACGAAGGGGUGACAACAUUUGAACCGUGCUACGAUUUGGAGAAGAAUUCUUGGGAGUUUGCAGUGGCACGGAAGGUUUAUGGUGAUCAUGUGUUGAGGGGUUGGUACCAGACAUCGAGUCCAGUGUUGGGACUAGAGUGGUCAAGAAACUCGAAGCAGAAUGGUUCCUUCAAGAUUUUAGCAUCCGUCGAUUUGGCUGAGGAGAAAAAGGUGCCAAAACUAAUCGUUGAGAGUACUUGGAGUUUGGAGAUUUGA